AUGUCGACUCCCUUUAGACGUCAGGGCUUGCAAGACAGUCCCUUCACCGACAGCCCCUUGGCCGCCCAGUCCAUCGCCGAUUACAGCGACGCGCACCGUCUCAGACUUGUGGAUCACCACCAGGACAGCGACGCAGGUCAACGGCGUGCCUACGUCGCCGCCCUCAACGAGGUGGCCGGCAAGCAUCUGCUCCCCCAGGAGAGACAGUUUCUCGCCCGUUUCAACCAGUCCCAGCCCCAGACGACCUGCCACAGCCGGCCCAUCGCCGGUCCCUUGCCCGACCGCUCACCCCCCGGCACCCCAUCCACCACGCUGACCGACAUGAACCUUGAACAACGCGCCCAACAGAUACCUAGGCACUCGGCCAAGAUCGUCAACCUCUGGGAGCACGAGGUCCGCGAGGGACACGUCACCGAUCGCGUCAGGACCCGCCGCGGCACCCGCGGCGGUGAGUCGUCCAGGCGCAAGCAGGCCGCCAUCAUGAUGCCCCCCGAACCCCCCGAACCCAUGCCUGACCGCCGGGCCCUCCCUUCGGAUGUCUCGGACGUGGCAUCAAACGCCUCCACCGCCGGCUUCAUCUCCCACGCCAACGGCCUCGUGCUGCCGCAGCCCUCGCCGCCGCUGUCGUCCACCCGCCACGACGAGCGCCCACCGAGCGGUGUCGCUGGUGAUUCUACUGGCAUUGCGGCAGCCCACGUCCAAGAAGUGGCCCCCCUCUCCUCCUCUUUCUUCUUCUCCGCAAACGACAACGGUUCCAGAGCCUUCCCCCGUCCCAAUCAGCUGCAACAACCAGAACCUUCCAUGCGAGACACGUCCAAGGACGACCAUAACAACGCCCGCGCGCAGCUGGAGCAUCUCACGCAGGAGCUUGUCAGUGCCCAGAGCAGUUACAAGAAGCACGCGCAGGCCUUGGUCGACGUCGAUGCAGAGAUCAAGCACCUCAGCGCCUGUGUACUCCGUCUCACGUUCCAGGACAGCCAUCACCAGCAGCAGUUUGGCGCCUAG
Molecule: messenger RNA, 1005 nt
Organism: Colletotrichum graminicola M1.001
Lineage: Eukaryota; Fungi; Ascomycota; Sordariomycetes; Glomerellales; Glomerellaceae
Exons: 1
Coding region: 1-1005 (334 amino acids)
Source: RefSeq, a predicted model, not a curated record